Molecule: messenger RNA, 2009 nt
Organism: Arabidopsis thaliana (thale cress)
Lineage: Eukaryota; Viridiplantae; Streptophyta; Magnoliopsida; Brassicales; Brassicaceae
Product: Mitochondrial transcription termination factor family protein
Exons: 1
Coding region: 403-1791 (462 amino acids)
Cellular component (GO): cytoplasm
Molecular function (GO): nucleic acid binding
Source: RefSeq, marked reviewed
UUACAUCUUGUAAUAAUACUUCUGUUGUUGUUGUGAGACAAAAACAAGUAUAGCCAAAUAACAACAGUAUGUUUAUUUUUAGUUCUAAAUUAAAACAAAACGAGGGCUUUGCCUAAACCCUAAAGAGCUCAUUUUUUAAUUUUGCCUCCCUCAAUUUGGAUAAUUGGAUCUUUGAGUCUUCUCUAAUUCUCUAUGGAGAAAAAGGUCACACUUUUAACAAUCUAUGAGAAGGUGGGUCACUGAUUGAUGAAUGAAUUUGCUCUUCUUCCUCGCUCAAUCGUAAGUUUAGUAGAAAUUUUCAGAGUCUUCUUCUCGAAUAGAAACGGAUAGUUGGGGUAGAAUCGCUUUUACACUUCUGGGAUUUGUUGGUUCUGCUCUUCUUGUAUUCGCAUUUUCUUUGUCAUGUAUUCUGUGAUACUCCAUGGAAGAAGGUUGGUACAGUUGCAGAAAUGGCGUCAUUUGAGAUUUGUUGUGCAAAAUGGAUCAGCUUUUUCUAAUUCCUAUUCUUCUGCUAGUGCUACUGAUUUGAGCUCAAGAGAUGGUCGAAAAGUGAAGAACUUUACUGUCUCUUACCUCGUUGAUUCAUUGGGUUUAGCUACAAAACUCGCUGAAUCAAUCUCAAAGAAAGUCAGUUUCGUGAACAAGGGCAAUCCUGAUUUAGUUCUGAGUCUUUUUAGAAGUUAUGGGUUCACAAAUUCUCAGAUCUCCAGCAUCAUUACGGAUUAUCCUAGAUUGCUUCUAAUAGAUGCUGAGAAAUCACUUGAUAUCAAGCUUCAGUUUUUGGAGUCUAGAGGAGCUUCAAGCCCUGAGCUCACUCAGAUUGUUUCUACAGUUCCUAAAAUAUUGGGAAUGAAAGAGGGAAAGUCUCUAGGCAGAUACUAUGAUUUCGUCAAAGAGAUUAUAGAAGCAGAUAAGAGUUCCAAGUACGAAACUUUGUGUCAACCUUUGCCAGAGGCUAAUAGGCAGGGUAAUAAAAUCAGAAAUGUUUCGGUUCUUAGAGACUUGGGUGUGCCUCAGAAGUUGUUAUUCUCCUUGCUCAUCUCUGAUGCCCAACCUGUUUGUGGAAAAGAAAAUUUUGAAGAAUCACUCAAGAAGGUUGUUGAGAUGGGUUUUGAUCCAACCACCUCAAAGUUUGUCCAAGCUCUUAGGGCUGUUUACAGAUUCACCGACAAAACAAUAGAAGAAAGAGUUAAUGUGUAUAAAGGGUUCGGCUUUGCUGUGGAAGAUGUAUGGGCAAUGUUCAAGAAAUGUCCUUACUUUUUGAAUAGUUCGGAGAAGAAGAUUGGUCAGACAAUUGAAACCCUGAAGAAGUGUGGACUACUCGAAGACGAGGUCAUCUCAGUGUUGAAAAAGUAUCCGCAGUGCAUUGGUACUUCAGAGCAGAAGAUAUUGAACUCCAUUGAAAUAUUUCUAGGCCUAGGCUUCAGCAGAGAUGAGUUCAUAACAAUGGUUAAGCGCUUUCCUCAGUGUCUUAUUUUAUCUGCAGAGACGGUGAAGAAGAAGAUUGAGUUUGUGGUGAAGAAGAUGAAUUGGCCACUGAAGGAUGUGGUUUCAAAUCCUACGGUACUUGGAUACAACCUGGAGAAGAGGACUGUCCCAAGGUGUAAUGUUAUUGAAGCUCUCAUGUCAAAAAGACUUCUCGGAGACACAGGAAGUGAACUCCCUCCAAUGUCGUCUGUUUUGGUAUGUACUGAUGAGUUGUUCUUAAAAAGGUAUGUGAGGAACCAUGGUGACAAGGAGCUGGUGCUUGAGUUGAUGACUAUUUACACCAGAGGUCGUGUAUCAUCAUAGAUCAGAAGGAUUUUCCUUUUAUUUUUGGAGAUUUGAAACCUUGAUAUUAGACUUUAAAAGCAAUCCGGUUUGGAAAAGUAACUUUAAAUUGUAAUUUUGAAUCUUUUUUUCUGAUAUAUUACUAAGGUUUGCAUCAUAGAAACAGAAUUGUUGCAAAAUCACAGACUUGUGAAUUCAAACUAUGUAUUUGCUGAUUUAAAUCUUCUGAAUUUUUGGUG